This is a messenger RNA of Calidris pugnax (ruff), 994 nucleotides long. RefSeq names its product dynactin subunit 5 (gene DCTN5). Bases 68 to 631 code for a protein of 187 amino acids. Lineage: Eukaryota; Metazoa; Chordata; Aves; Charadriiformes; Scolopacidae. The transcript has 7 exons. The record is from RefSeq and is a predicted model, not a curated record.
AGCGCCGCCUGGCGGGAGGAAGUGACGCGCCGGAAGCGAGUGGCUGUGCGGAAGUGGCGGCGGAGCCAUGGAGCUGAGCGAGAUGCUGUACAACAAGUCCGAGUACAUCGAGACGGCGUCCGGCAAUAAGGUGAGCCGACAGUCCGUGCUGUGCGGCAGCCAGAACAUCGUUCUCAACGGCAAGACCAUAGUUAUGAACGACUGCAUCAUCCGCGGGGACCUGGCAAACGUACGUGUUGGCCGACACUGUGUGGUGAAAAGCCGCAGUGUCAUUAGACCACCCUUCAAGAAGUUUAGUAAAGGGGUGGCUUUUUUCCCUCUCCACAUUGGUGAUCAUGUCUUCAUAGAAGAGGACUGCAUUGUCAACGCAGCCCAGAUUGGCUCCUAUGUCCACAUAGGCAAGAACUGUGUCAUUGGUCGUAGGUGUGUUUUGAAAGACUGCUGCAAAAUCUUAGACAACACGGUACUACCUCCUGAAACAGUAGUCCCACCUUUCACAGUCUUCUCGGGCUGCCCAGGACUCUUCUCUGGGGAACUCCCGGAAUGUACCCAGGAACUCAUGAUUGACGUUACAAAGAGCUAUUACCAGAAGUUUUUGCCACUCACUCAGGUGGCCUCUGCCAGGGUCUAAACCCAAGUCUCCACUGAAGAUCUCAAACACUCAGCACUGUUAACAUUCCUUAGAUUUGGCCACUUUGUCUUCCUGUCCUCUGAAGCGUCCCUCUGACCUGGGCUCACCUCCUCACCUCUGCCAGCUCGGGGAAGAUGGAGCGUCAGUAGGUUGCGGCGUGGUGCCACCGAGUUUCUGAUGGACAACAUUCAGUCUAGCCCAGUGCAAUAAAAGGGAACUUCCGAGGGAGGGCUUUGCUGCGUGGCCACAGCGGAGGUGUAGGUGCAUGGGGGAAGCAUGCCCCCCCAGGGAGGGGAAUUCCUUCUUUCAGGAAUCUUGUACAAACAGUGAUCGCUUCAAACACUGAGUCGCUGUAUUGCUUCA